AUGCUGGCCUACUGCGUGCAAGAUGCCACGGUGGUGGACGUGGAGAAGCGGAGGAACCCCUCCAAGCACUACGUAUACAUCAUCAACGUGACCUGGUCCGACUCCACGUCCCAGACCAUCUACCGGAGGUACAGCAAGUUCUUUGACCUGCAGAUGCAGCUUUUGGAUAAGUUUCCCAUCGAAGGUGGCCAGAAGGACCCCAAGCAGAGAAUCAUCCCCUUCCUUCCAGGCAAAAUCCUCUUCCGGAGAAGCCACAUCCGGGAUGUAGCUGUGAAGAGGCUGAAGCCCAUUGACGAGUACUGCCGGGCACUUGUUCGGCUGCCUCCCCACAUUUCACAGUGUGAGGAAGUCUUUCGGUUCUUUGAGGCCCGACCAGAGGAUGUCAACCCCCCAAAAGAGGAUUAUGGCAGUUCCAAGAGGAAAUCAGUGUGGCUCUCCAGCUGGGCUGAGUCUCCCAGGAAGGACGUGACAGGUGCCGACACCAACGCCGAGCCCAUGAUCCUGGAACAGUACGUGGUGGUGUCCAACUAUAAGAAGCAGGAAAACUCGGAGCUGAGCCUCCAGGCCGGGGAGGUGGUGGAUGUCAUCGAGAAGAACGAGAGCGGCUGGUGGUUCGUGAGCACCUCUGAGGAGCAGGGCUGGGUCCCUGCCACCUACCUGGAGGCCCAGAAUGGUACUCGGGAUGACUCAGACAUCAACACGUCCAAGACUGGGGAAGAGGAGAAGUACGUCACUGUGCAGCCUUACACCAGCCAAAGCAAGGACGAGAUUGGCUUUGAGAAGGGUGUCACUGUGGAAGUGAUCCGGAAGAAUCUGGAGGGCUGGUGGUACAUCAGGUACCUGGGCAAAGAGGGCUGGGCGCCAGCCUCUUACCUGAAGAAGGCCAAGGACGACCUGCCCGCACGCAAGAAAAACCUGGCAGGCCCAGUGGAGAUCAUCGGGAACAUCAUGGAGAUCAGCAACCUGCUGAACAAGAAGGCGUCAGGGGAUAAGGAGACUCCGCCGGCCGAAGGCGAGGGCCCUGAGGCCCCCAUCACCAAGAAGGAGAUCAGCCUGCCCAUCCUCUGUAAUGCUUCCAAUGGCAGCGCCCUGGGCGUCCCCGAGAGGAGCGUCUCCAAGCUGGCGCAGGGCUCGCCAGCCGUGGCCAGGAUUGCCCCGCAGAGGGCCCAGAUCAGCUCCCCGAACCUAAGGACAAGGCCUCCGCCUCGCAGAGAAUCCAGCCUGGGGUUCCAGCUGCCGAAGCCGCCUGAGCCCCCUUCUGUUGAGGUGGAGUAUUACACCAUUGCCGAAUUCCAGUCGUGCAUCUCUGAUGGCAUCAGCUUUCGGGGUGGACAGAAGGCGGAGGUCAUUGAUAAGAACUCGGGCGGCUGGUGGUACGUGCAGAUCGGUGAGAAGGAGGGCUGGGCCCCCGCGUCCUACAUCGACAAGCGCAAGAAGCCCAACCUGAGCCGCCGGACCAGCACGCUGACCCGGCCCAAGGUACCCCCCCCUGCGCCCCCCAGCAAGCCCAAGGAGGCUGAGGAGGGCCCUGCGGGCUCUGCGGAGAGCCAAGACUCCCCACUGAAGCUCAAGUACGAGGAGCCUGAGUAUGACAUCCCCGCCUUCGGCUUCGACUCAGAGCCAGAGCUGAGCGAGGAGCCCACGGAGGACAGCGGCUCAGGAGACAGGCGGCCCAGCCAGGCCCACAGGCCCUCACCCGCCUCCUCGCUGCAGCGGGCCCGCUUUCGGGUGGGCGGCUCUUCAGAGGACGUGGCGCCAGAGGAGGAGACCAUCUACGAGAACGAAGGCUUCCGGCCGUGUGCGGAGGACGCCCUGUCAGCCAGACGCUCCUCCCGGGACAGCCAGUCCCCAGGGGGCUCCCCUCUAUCCCUGGCCAGGAAAAACUCCCCCAGAUCGGGCUCCCCCAAGUCAUCCUCCCUCCUGAAGCUCAAGGUGGAGAAGAACGCCCAGGCGGAACUAGGGAAGAACCACUCCUCGGCCUCCUUCUCCUCCUCCAUCACCAUCAACACCACCUGUUCCUCCUCCUCCUCUUCCUCCUCCUUGUCCAAGAACAGCGGGGACCUGAAGCCCCGUUCCGCCUCGGACGCAGGCAUCCGUGGCACCCCCCCAGUCGGGCCAAAGCGGGAUGCCGACCUGAAGGCGGGGCUGACCUCGUGUGCCCGGGCCAAGCCGUCAGUCCGGCCCAAGCCGUUCCUCAACCGAGCAGAGUCCCAGAGUCAGGAGAAGAUGGACAUCAGCACUUUACGGCGUCAGCUGAGACCCACGGGCCAGCUCCGCGGCGGUCUCAAGGGCUCAAAGAGCGAGGAUUCAGAGCUGCCCCCCCAGACGGCCUUUGAAGGUCCCAGUGAGGGGUCCCGAAGAGGCUCUGCUGACCUCAUUACACCCCCAGCCGCCACACCCCCGUGUCCCACCAAGAAGGGACCGGAAGGGCAGGCCACCUCCUACACAACGUGUAGCGCCUACCAGAAAGUCCAGGACUCGGAGAUCAGCUUCCCCGCAGGCGUGGAGGUCCAGGUGCUUGAGAAGCUGGAAAGCGGCUGGUGGUACAUGAGGUUUGGGGAGCUGGAGGGCUGGGCCCCUUCCCACUAUCUGGUGCUCGGCGAGAACGAGCAACCCGACCCUGCUGGCAAAGAGCCAGACACAGUAAGCCCCAAAAACAAGCAGCACGAGGGCAAGUCCGACAGCCUGGAGAAGAUCGAGAAGCGGGUCCAAGCGUUGAACACCGUCAACCAGAACAAGAGGGCCACGCCGCCCAUCCCCUCCAAGCCCCCUGGGGGGUUCAGCAAGACCUCGGCUGCCAGCGCGGUGAAGCUGAGGAACGGUGUGCGGCAGGUGGCUGUGAGGCCUCAGUCGGUGUUCGUGUCCCCGCCCCCCAAGGACAACAACCUGUCCUGUGCCCUGCGGAGGAAUGAGUCGCUCACGGCCACCGACGGGCUCCGAGGCGUCCGCCGGAACUCCUCCUUCAGCACCGCCCGCUCGGCCGCCGCAGAGGCCAAGGCCCGCCUGCCUGAACGGGCUGCCAGCCAGGGCUCGGACACGCCCCUGCUGCCCGGCCAGCGCAACGGCAUCCCCGUGUCCCCUGUGCGCCCCAAGCCCAUCGAGAAGUCCCAGUUCAUCCACAACAACCUCAAAGACAUAUAUGUCUCCAUCGCGGACUAUGAGGGGGAUGAGGAGACGGCGGGCUUCCAGGAGGGUGUGUCCAUGGAGGUCCUGGAGAGGAACCCCAACGGCUGGUGGUACUGCCAGAUCCUGGAUGGGGCAAAACCCUUCAAAGGCUGGGUGCCCUCCAACUACCUGGAGAAAAAGAACUAAUGGUGGGGGGUGGGCAGGGGUCCAUCCAGCCUGGGUGUGGAUGAGUGGCGGGAUGAAGACAAAGGGGAAAGGGAAAGU
Molecule: messenger RNA, 3390 nt
Organism: Enhydra lutris kenyoni (northern sea otter)
Lineage: Eukaryota; Metazoa; Chordata; Mammalia; Carnivora; Mustelidae
Product: SH3 and PX domains 2A
Exons: 14
Coding region: 1-3312 (1103 amino acids)
Biological process (GO): superoxide anion generation
Molecular function (GO): superoxide-generating NADPH oxidase activator activity; protein binding; phosphatidylinositol binding
Source: RefSeq, a predicted model, not a curated record